Messenger RNA from Gryllus bimaculatus (two-spotted cricket), 632 nucleotides. Lineage: Eukaryota; Metazoa; Arthropoda; Insecta; Orthoptera; Gryllidae. The record is from the annotation of a GenBank genome assembly.
GGGCGAGUGCGUCCCGCAGCACCGCAACUGCGACGGCCGCCGCGACUGCGCCGACGGCAGCGACGAGGCCAACUGCACGGACGCGGAGGACAGCCGCUUCUGGGACCACAUCUUCAAGAAGCGACCGACGGCGGACUUCGACGAGGAGCCCGGACUCUGCGAGCUGGAGCGCGCGCCGGCCGAGUGCGUGUGCCGCGCGAGGGCGCUGCUGUGCGAGCACGCCGGCCUCCACGCGCCGCCCCGCGGCCUCCCGCAGCGCGGCCUGCGCACCCUGGUGCUGUCGUUUGCCGGCGUGCGGCGCCUUCGGCCGGACGCCUUCGCCAACCGCCCGGCGCUGCGCAACCUGCACCUGAACAACAACGGCCUCAAGGAUCUACCAGACUUCGCGUUUCCCCCUGGAAAUGGUUUGUACAGGCUGGUGCUGGGCCACAACGCGCUGCGCCGCCUGCCGCCCGCCGCCUUCCGCUUCCUGCGGCCGCUGCGAGAGCUGUGAGUGCAGCGCCGUCACCUGGCCAAGAGCAACGUUGCUUUGUGAAGGGAACACGUUCCCAACUGUGAUGGCAAACUGGGUGCUAAAUUCCCAUAAUACCACACCCUCGUGAUGCGUAUUGACAGCAGUCCAUAAACCACUG